This is a messenger RNA of Adineta ricciae, 1308 nucleotides long. NCBI's taxonomy places the organism in Eukaryota, Metazoa, Rotifera, Eurotatoria, Adinetida, Adinetidae. The record is from the annotation of a GenBank genome assembly.
AUGUUAUUCGAGGCAAAAAAUCGACAUUAUCACGGAUCAUUGUCGUAUUUAUACAAUAACAAUAAUGAUAAUCGUUCGUCAAGUAAUGGCAGCUUGUAUGAUAAUAUCGGAUUAUUAUCAAUAACAAGAAAUGGGAAAUUUUCGAAACAGCGACGAGAUGAAUUGCUUCAGGAGCAAAGACGUUCUACUGCCCAACAGCUCGUGCCAGGUAGUGUUCACUCGGAAAGAAUGGAACGUUGCAAAAAUUGUUGCAAAUCAUUUACCACAUUUAUCUUUUCACGCGUUGGCCUUUGUCUGCUUGUCGUCGCAUAUGCAUUCGGUGGAGGUGUGGUGUUUCAAUUUCUUGAAGCAAAUGCAGAAGAUGAGAAAGCGAACAAAGUGCAACAACAUCUCGAUAUAACUGUCGAAAGAUUACUUCAACAUAGUAUGAACUCGUCGUAUUUACAUCCCGAUACCUGGAUGCAUGCAGCUAAAGUCAUCCUUGAAGAUUAUCAAAAAGACAUUGUUAAACAAACGAAGCGUGGCUAUCAAGGCGAACGAUCGUUAGACGAUACGAAACAAUGGAAUUUUCCAGGGGCGAUUCUCUACGCAAUAACAGUCAUAACAACGAUCGGUUACGGACACAUUACUUGUCAAACCAAUUAUGGAAAAAUCAUGACAAUGAUCUACGCAAUCUUCGGUAUCCCAUUGAUGCUGCUAUGCUUAGCCAACAUCGGUUCAACUAUGGCUGAUGCAUUUCGUUUCAUCUACUGCAAUAUCUGCUGUUCAUACUGUAAUAUGGUGAAGAAACGACGGAAUUUACGUGCACUACAAUCUGUCGAAUUAUCACGUAAUGCAUCCUCAUCUAUACCUCAAUCUUCGAUGGGAACAACAAUGAAUUCAACUUCGGUUCAGCCACCUGUAGCUAAUCUGGAACAACCAGCUCCUACUAAUGUCGUCGAGUUUGUCGAUAACUUAAGCGUUGAUUAUCGUAAAGUUACCAUACCGAUCAGUGUCACACUCUCACUACUCUCAUCCUAUUUGAUACUUGGCGCUGUACUUUUCAGCGAAUGGGAAAAUUGGAAUUUUUUGGACGGUGCUUAUUUUUGUUUUGUCACAUUGGCAACGAUCGGUUUAGGUGAUCUUGUUCCUGGUAAAUCGAUAACAUCGACUCAAGUUGAAGGUAAAUUGAUCAUAUGUGCUCUGUAUGUUUUACUUGGUUUAUCAUUAAUGGCAAUGUGUUUCAAUUUGAUGCAAGAAGAAGUUCGAGCGAAAUUUCGGCGAUUAGGAAAUAAACUUGGCAUCAUUGAUGAUCCAAACUUUUGGUAG